Messenger RNA from Uncinocarpus reesii 1704, 570 nucleotides. RefSeq names its product ubiquitin-conjugating enzyme E2-18 kDa. The transcript is spliced from 5 exons. Bases 1 to 570 code for a protein of 189 amino acids. Gene Ontology annotation, molecular function: SUMO conjugating enzyme activity. Gene Ontology annotation, biological process: protein sumoylation. The record is from RefSeq and is a predicted model, not a curated record. Lineage: Eukaryota; Fungi; Ascomycota; Eurotiomycetes; Onygenales; Onygenaceae. Gene Ontology annotation, cellular component: nucleus.
AUGUCGACUCUCUGUCAAAAUCGUCUUUCGGAGGAGAGGAAACAGUGGCGCAGAGACCAUCCGUUUGGGUUCUAUGCAAAGCCAUAUCGGAGCCCUCAGGGUGUUUUGGACUUGAAGCGAUGGGAGUGCGGGAUCCCUGGAAAACCCAAGACGAUGUGGGAAGGCGGGCUGUUUAAGCUGGAUGUCAUCUUCCCCGACGAAUAUCCUACGAAACCUCCCAAGUGUAAAUUCGUCCCACCGCUUUUCCAUCCCAACGUUUAUCCGUCUGGCACCGUGUGCCUCUCGAUCUUGAGCGAAGAAGAUGCAUGGAAGCCGGCAAUCACGGUCAAACAAAUCCUGCUGGGCAUUCAGGACUUGUUGGAUGAUCCGAACCCCGAAUCCCCAGCCCAAGCGGAAGCAUACAACUUAUUCAAGAAGGAUAAGCCAGCCUACGAGAAAAAGGUUCGCCAAAUCGUGAAGGAGAAUCCCGAAGGUUCGACGAUUGCCGAUGAGCAGUCAAUGCAACAGUCUGCUGAAAGGCGCAAAUUACAAGCAGCUUCUCAGAACCUUUGCGCUGGAAGUGCUCCGUAG